Molecule: messenger RNA, 455 nt
Organism: Acyrthosiphon pisum (pea aphid)
Lineage: Eukaryota; Metazoa; Arthropoda; Insecta; Hemiptera; Aphididae
Gene: Tom7
Product: Translocase of outer membrane 7
Exons: 3
Coding region: 138-305 (55 amino acids)
Biological process (GO): protein import into mitochondrial matrix
Cellular component (GO): mitochondrial outer membrane translocase complex
Source: RefSeq, marked validated
GAGUCUUGAAAUUAUAAAUCAAUAACCAUAAUUGAAUCUUCAUUCUACAUUGCUUCUAGAUAUUAGUGCUUAUAUUUUUACAAUAACAUUUUAAAUACUAAAAAAGAAAAAUCCGAAAUAUUUUAAAAUAAACGAAAAUGGGAUUAUUAAAACCAGGAAUAAAAUCUCGAAUGGAGUCAGUCACCGAGUUUGUAAAAACUUCUUACCAUAUCGCCUUUAUUCCAUUUGUUAUAUACAUGGGUUUCCAAAAAGGACCAGAGGUUGGUGGCCCUGCAUUUGGACUUUUAAGUCUCCUGUGGCAGUAAAUUAGAAAAAAUUCUUCAUCUCCGUCAAGACACAUUUAUGUAUUAUUUCAGAACAAUAAUAAUUUAUUCAAUAAUUUGUGUUUUAUAUUAACUAGUUAAAUAUUAUGCUGCUUAAGCUUAAUGUUGUAAAAUAAAUUUGUUAUAAUGUGA